Messenger RNA from Biomphalaria glabrata, 6303 nucleotides. Its product is annotated as RB1-inducible coiled-coil protein 1-like. The transcript has 28 exons. Gene Ontology annotation, cellular component: phagophore assembly site membrane; extrinsic component of membrane; Atg1/ULK1 kinase complex. Gene Ontology annotation, biological process: autophagosome assembly; reticulophagy; piecemeal microautophagy of the nucleus. The record is from RefSeq and is a predicted model, not a curated record. The coding region runs from base 357 to 4973 and encodes 1538 amino acids. NCBI's taxonomy places the organism in Eukaryota, Metazoa, Mollusca, Gastropoda, Planorbidae. Gene Ontology annotation, molecular function: protein kinase binding; molecular adaptor activity.
AACCAAAAUAAAACACCUAGACCAAAAGCUUUACUAUAUUGACAUUUUUAUCAUUUAUGGUCUAUUGAAAUCAUUACAAUUACAUUAUCUAGAUUACAUUUAAAACAUCUAUGAUGGAUAAAUGAAAUUACAUAUAUAGGUCUACUCGUGAUGACGUAAGGUACUUUAGAAAAUGAUAAGGUAAAUCGUAAAGAUGUGGAUGUGUGUUACUUGGUAUACAAAACAAAGGGCUUCGUCUUAUUGGGACAAAUUAUAUAGAUCAAUACUAAAACAAUUGGCUUAAUUGUUGCUGAUGAUGUAUAUUACAUAAUAUACAUAAACAUUUAUUGGAUUGAGCCCUGCUCACAUAGCUCAAGAUGUUGUUCGUUUUUCAGAUGGAUAUAGGUCAAAUGUUGACCUUUGAUAUCUCAUUAUUGAUGGAUUCUGUUUCAAGACUUCAGGUUGAGAUCUGUAAAACAACUGGUAUAUCUGUAGAAAAGCAAAUUUUACUGGUCAGUGGAGGACAUAGUCUCAAGCCUGAUCAGAAAGUCAUGACCUAUGGUGCAGGAGCUGAUACCAAUCCUGUAUUUUUAUUUAGCAAAUUAGCUAUUGAAAACCAAGAAGCUCCAUUAGUAAGGUCAUUGAGUCUCACUAAAGAUUCAUUCAGUCCUACAAAAGAACAGAUGACAGAUGCAAUAAAUUUACCUGCCAGCUAUGAUACUGUAACAAAAAGAACUAAACUAGCCUGUCAAAUUCGAGAUAGUGCUAACAAGAUUUUGGGCUUUUGUAACAAUGAGUUUAAGGAACAACAUUUACAGUACCAAGGCUGGGGUACAGUUGUGGCUAACUUGGAAGAAAUAGCACAAGCUCUUCAGAAAACAGAGGUCAAAUUUAACAAAGCAGUUGCAUCUUUUCUACCUCAAAGAGAAAAUCAUUUUGCUAUGCUCAGGAAUUUCAAUGAAGUUCUUGAGUUAUUGAAUCGAAUACCUUUGCUGAAAGCAUUAAAUAUAUCAGAAGUAGAUGAAGAAGAUGCAAGCUUAAAACGUUUUGGGCUGAGAAGUUCAAUGACUUACUCCCAAACUCCUAAAACUUUGCUGGACUGGAUAUCUAAUCAGGGUCAAGGUCAGAGUCUAGAUGCCCUACAAAAACAGAGCUUAGAAGAGCUGCUGCAUUUUGACAGUGAAUUGUUUGAAAGUUUUGAUCGACAAGUCCAGGAUCUGCUCACCCUUGUAAUAUCAGAUCCUCAUCAAAUGAAAGAGUUAGUUGGAAUAGAGCGCAGGUUGUCUGAACUUGAGAAGCGUCUCAAUGAAGCUAAAAAAAUUGCUAAAGAGCAAAGUGAUAUGGCCCAGGGUUUUCUAAAUCACCAAGCAAGAUUGAACUCAACCCAGGAUGCGGCAAGCAUUUUACCUGACCUAUGUAAAAGUCAUAAACAACAGCUGGUUCAGAUGAUGGAAAGACAACAGCGAUUAGAAGCUUUACAGAAUAAUUUUAGGAAGUCAAAACAGGAAAUGUCUAAAAAUAUUCAUCAGAGAUUAGGGUGGGUGAUGCACAUUGAGACGCUCAUCUCUAAACUGGAUAGUGAGUUGAUCUAUCAUAUGAAAACACUCAGGAUAUUGGGCUGUAAUCUUGAGCUACUGAAUCAGGUCAAAGCCGCUCCUCAGGUGUAUGCUAGCAUGGUGGUUGAAGCCGCUCGCAGGAGAAAAUUCUCACAUGUAUUUUCCCAGUGGGCUGAAAAUUUAGCAGAGGAGUCCAGUCAUUUAUACAAGGAGGAAACAGAGAGAAGGAAAUUGUUUGCACAAAAUUUAGGUGAACAUUUUCUACUGGAUACACUUUUUAAAGGUUUUGAUGACAACCCUCCAAGUUUUGCUACAAAACCCCCUGAACCAUUUGACAUUUCACUUCCUGACAUCACACUUGAUGACAUUGUUUUACUAAAGAAUGCUGUGCCAGAGUUGGAGGUAUCUCUAAGCCAACCUUUGGAUUCUGACGUAUUUCAUUUGCCUUUACAUCAUACAAAUAUUCGUUCAACAACUGUGGUUCCACAUUCUCAGUCGUCCCAAACUGAUGAUUUUAGGAAUGGCAUCAGUACAACAGUUCCAUGUGUGAUCACAGCCUCAGAAACUCCAGCAUAUUCUUUUACCGUUCCAGAGUACGGGUCUCCGCAGUCAGCCGAGUUUGUCACAAUAACAUCAGCACCGCCCAUAUCUCGAGAAACUUUGGUCUCUCAUUACUCAGAUCAAAGUGAAAAAGAAACAGCCAGUAGCCAAAAACAGAAGGAGCCACAAUCAGUGGUCUCUUCAUUGAAUGUUACAGACUCUAGCUCAGCAGAGUUGCCCCCCAAAGUGCAAUCUAAAGUUAAUUCUGACACUACAUCCCCAAUAUCAUCAAAUGAAUUUGCCACAGCUGACUUUUAUUUUGAAGAUUCCAUGCCAUCCCCUAUGGCUGAUUCACCUUUGGGCAAAAAAGAAAAGAAAAAAGAGGAAACCAGUAAAACUGACCUUGAACUGAUAACUUCCCUCCAUGCUGAGUUGGCAGAGAGUAGAAUUCAGAUUCAACAACUAGAGCGUCAGUUAAAAGAGAAAGACUCGCAGGUACUGAACUGUGCUAAGUCUUGCUGCCACUUAGAAACAGGCUCUGAAGGAUCAUCAACUUUGUUGGUCACCGCAGAUCACUUAACAUCUUCUGACAUAUCAGUCAUUGACAGUGGCAGAAUGGGGGAUAGUAUUAUCCCUGAGCUGCCAGAUACUACCAAACUGGAUGCAGCCUACUGUGAGGUCACAAAGCUUAAAACAUUUUUAUCAGAAACUGAAGAGAAGCUAAAUCUAGUACAGAAAGAAAAGGAUGAAGCAGUCCAGUUCAAAGAUAAUGUAAUAUUUAGUCUGGAAAACAAUUUGACAAGUUUGGGGCAGGAUUUGUCUGACACUAAAUCUAGACUCUUGAGUUUAGAGGAUGAAAAGGAAAAAUUAGAGAAACAGCUUUAUGAUUAUCAAGUAAGGUGUGAAAAUCAGGAGACAGCACUGCUUAAAGGUGAAGAAACUUUAUUAUCCAUAAGAAACAAACUAAAAGCCUUUCAUUGUAAAAUGAAAACUGAUAUCCCAUUGCUAAGCAGAAAUUUACAAGAGCUGAAGACAGCUGUAUCAAAUAAUAAAUCAGAGUUGCAAGUGUCCGUGGACUCUGCCCUUGCCACUGUGGAAAAGGAAGUGUCUGUGUUCAAUGCUACAAUAUUGGCAACUGCCUGUAGCAAUUUUAAGUCUGAAAAAGAUGCCCUUAAUAUGGAGAUCAACAACUUGAAAGCCAAUUUACAUCAAUAUACUGCAGAGUCUUCAGAAACACUUACUCACUUGAAGAGUGCCAAUGAUCAUUUAGCAUCAGAGCUUCAACACCAGCAACUAGAAUAUAAUGACAGAUUAGAGAAACAAAAGUUACAGUAUGAGGCAGCAAUGAAGGACAUGGAGACAAAGCAUGCUUUGGAAGUGGAACUAGAGCUGGACAGGUACAGACUAGAGUUGAAAGAAAGUGAGGAGAUGUCAGAAAGGAAUAUUGAACAUCUCAAGGAGAAAUAUCAGGAGGUCCUAAAUACUUUGGAAGGUUUAAAGAUACAAUCAGAAGAAGAGAAAGUAGAACUAUUGAGAUGUCACAAACAGUCUAUACAAGAAUGUGAAGCCAAACAUGCUGAGGAGAAGGCACAAAUGGCACAGACAUUUGAAGCUGAACAUUUGAGAAAUGAAACAAAACAGAAGAAGCAGGAGUCGGAAUUUCAGGAGAAAUUAGAAAGUAUACAGACUAGUUUAGCCACAGACAAAAAGAAUGCUCUAGACAUUCAAAAAGAAGAGCUGGUUUCUGAGUAUGAGAAACAGUUGUCUCAAUUGAGGGAACAGCAUGAAGAACAAAAAGUGAAUUAUGCAAAACUUCUGGAAGAUAAACAACUUGACAAUGCAGAAAAGCUGACUCUGCUAAAGACUCAGUUUGAUAUAGAGCGUGAUGUUCUUCAAGAAGAGGUAAACAAGUUCAAGAAUCGUGAAAUCUCUGAUGCCUCCACACAGUUUGAUGCUGAGUUAGUGUCUGAAGUAAUGACCAACUCUGAAACACAAACUGGACUAGAGCUAUUGGCUGAAGUCAUCUCCCUUACAAGCAGUGCAAGCUAUGGUAGUGAGGAGAUGAUUGCUCAUAAAGUUCAGUCUACUAAUCUAGAUGAGAAAGAGAAAGACAGUGGUGACAUCAGUAAACUUCAACAAAUUAAUGAGGAAUUGAACAAACAGCUCUUUAAAGCACAAGAAAAAGUUGAUCAAUUAGAGAAAGAAGUUUUUGCUUUGGAAUUAAAGAAACAAGAAAUAUUUGAGAGAAAGUCCAAUGAAGCCGAUAAAAGAAAUGAAAUGAAAGAAUCAUUUAGUCAAGCAAUGCAGACAGAGUUGUCUAAAGGCCAAGACUUGAUGCAGAUAUCCAGUGUUACAACCAGCAUUAUGGUUAUGGACAGAGAGCUUUCCUUUGAAGCAGCCAAUAAAGGAGAUCCUGAGUCUGCAUCAAGUGAGGUUAAAGCAAAGGACGAAAAAAUUGCACUGUUAGAAAAAAAACUGAAGGAUUUGAGUUUGUCUAAAAACAGAGAGUCUUUCAAUGAUAAAGUUUCCAUCAGAGGCUGUGAUAAAGGUGAUAUAGUGCUUCUGUGUUUAGAUGAAAGGCAUGACCAGUAUGUUGUUUUCACUGUGGGAACAAAUCUUCACUUUCUACACAGUGAAUCAUUAGAGUGUCUGGGACUACAAACAGGUACUGAUGUUUGUCGCAAGUCUUGGAUUCUUGCUGAAGUUGUAGAUAAAGAAUAUUGUUUAGCUAAGAAGCCUAACAACAGGUUUCGUGUCCCACAAGGAACAUGCUUUUAUAGAGUGAAAUGUAAACCAUGGAAGAGUGACAUUGAAAUAAGAUCUGAAAAAGAUGUUCCCAGACACACUGUGAAGUCUUCUAAACAAGAGAACACAUCUCAUUCAAGAGAAAAGAAAUAAAUAUACAGUAAUUUUGCACAAACAAUGUGAACACAAAAUAGCUCUACAAAUGUAAAACACAAAUUAAGUUUCUGUCCGAGGAUUUUUUUUUUAUAAAAUUAAAAUUGAAUUUGACAAGAAACAUAAUGUUAGAUUGCAAACUAGAAUAGAAUAUUAUGUAUCAGGCCCACAUAGGUUUUCCUUUUGUUGAAAAAACUCUUUAAUUUUUUAAAUGGCUUUACUGCAAAUGUUUGUCUUGAAAAUAUAUCUAUAUAUAAAUAGAAAUACAAUGUUAAUUGUCAUAAUUAUUAAACUUCAUAAUUGUUUAUAAAGAGUUUUUACAAAAACUAUUAAGGAGGUAUGACAUGACCUAGUUAGUGCAAACAUACCAUAUACAAAUACUUUUAAUCAUUCUAGGUGUACUCUUCUAUUCUAGAUGUUUUAAAACUUGGUUUACAUCCAUAAAUGCUUGUAAUCAAAUGUUGCUGCAUUGCAAAACUCUAAUCUAAGAUGUAUUAUAAAAAGCCAAUACCAAUGUAGCAUUUUUAAUUAAAAACACUUAUUUUCUUCUAUCUUAAGUUUGUGGUCAUAAUUUAUAAGAAAACAUGCUUUACUUGAUGUACCACAAAUGUGCAAGUACAUUUUUUAAAUUUUUGGUAUUUAUGAAUUAAACAUAUUUUAAGAUUCUGUUUCAAUUAAAAGUUACAAACAAUACCUGGAUACAAAGUGACUGAUUAGUAAAGAAAAUGUAUAAAAAUUCAGUAAUAUGCUACGUAGUUAUAUCAUGCUCUCAAUUGUUAACUCAUUUGUUAACUUGAUUUGUGCAUAGUUUUAGUUCUUUAUUUUGUAUAUGGUAUUUUAAAAUAGUUAUUUGUCAAUACAUUUAUAUACAUGUAUUUUGUUUUGCAUUAUUUUUCUAACUAUGAAUAAACCACAUGUAGCUUGCCAUACUAUACUGAUGAAAAAGCUAGUCAUGAAUAGGACCAUUCUAUAACAAAAUUAUUAUUAUGCAAAUGCACGGUGCAUUUUUAAUGUUGGAUGAAAUUGCAAAUAAAAUAUAGAAUUUCAUAGUAGUCAUAUUAGUUGAAUUUGUUCUUAAAUAGAUUUUUAAUCUGGAAUACUUUAAGUAAGAAACUAUUACAAACUUGAAUAGAUUAGCUAGGUUUAGCAUGUAAUUCUAGAAUCUAAAUGAUUUUUUGAAAAUGUAAUUUAGUCUCACUAAGAAGUUAACAGAAUUAGUGUGCAUAUGAAUUUUAUUAUUUGAAAUGUUGUCUUGUGCAAAGCAGUGUAUAUUUUCUUAUUGCUUUCAAAUUCAGUGUACAUAAAUAUGACAUUAAAUUAGUUUCUACCA